Molecule: messenger RNA, 1598 nt
Organism: Lagopus leucura (white-tailed ptarmigan)
Lineage: Eukaryota; Metazoa; Chordata; Aves; Galliformes; Phasianidae
Gene: B4GALT3
Product: beta-1,4-galactosyltransferase 3
Exons: 6
Coding region: 37-1347 (436 amino acids)
Biological process (GO): galactosylceramide biosynthetic process; carbohydrate metabolic process
Molecular function (GO): glycosyltransferase activity
Source: RefSeq, a predicted model, not a curated record
GCCUCGCCCCGGUGCCCCCCCCACCGCCACCCCGCGAUGCUGCGGCGGCUGUUGGAGCGGCCGUGCUCUCUGGCCUUGCUGAUCGGCUGCCAGUUCGCUUUCGUCGCUUAUUUUUCUUUGGGGGGGUUCCGGAACCUCACGGCUCUUUUCGGUCGUUCCUCCCCCCCCGCCGUGGAUUAUUCCCGCACUCACGACGUUUACGCCAACCUCAGCCGGCUGCUGCCCCAAGGAGCCCUGAGGGACCCCGCCGAGCCGCUGCCCUACUGCCCGCAGCGCUCACCCCUCCUCCUCGGCCCCCUGACGGUGACCUUCAGCCGGGUGCCCACCCUGGAGCAGAUCCAGGCCAAGAACCCUGCAGUGCAGCCCGGCGGUCGCUACCGGCCCCAAACCUGCGAGCCUCGUUCCCGCACCGCCGUCAUCGUCCCGCACCGCAACCGCGAGACGCACCUGGGCCACCUGCUCUACUACCUGCACCCCUUCCUGCAGCGCCAGCAGCUGCACUACGGCAUCUACGUGGUGCACCAGGCGGGGAACGGCACCUUCAACCGCGCCAAGCUGCUGAACGUGGGGGUGAAGGAGGCGCUGAAGGACGAGGAGUGGGAUUGCCUCUUCCUGCACGACGUCGACCUCAUCCCCGAGAACGACCACAACCUCUACACCUGCGACCCCUGGAACCCCAAACACGUCUCCGUCGCCAUGAAUAAAUUCGGGUACAGCCUGCCGUACCCGCAGUACUUUGGGGGGGUCUCCGCUCUCACCCCGGAUCAGUACAUGAAAAUCAAUGGCUUCCCCAACGAAUAUUGGGGUUGGGGCGGCGAGGACGACGACAUCGCCACCAGGGUGCGCCUGGCCGGGAUGAAGAUCGCCCGCCCGCCCGUCUCCAUCGGCCACUACAAGAUGGUGAAGCACAAAAGCGACAAAGGCAACGAGGAGAAUCCGCACAGGUUCGACCUGCUGAUCCGCACGCAGCGCACGUGGACGCAGGACGGCAUGAACUCGCUGAGCUACAGCCUGCUGGCCAAGCAGCUGCGCCCGCUCUACACCAACCUCACCGCCGACAUCGGCGCCGACCCCCGAGCCCCACGCGGCCGCCGCGGCCCCCAGAGCCCCAGGUACCCCAGCAACAGCUUCAGGGAGGAGAUGCUGCGGAAAAUCCCCGCCUUGGGGGCUCUGGGUUUGGUGCAGCCCCGCAUCCCGGCCCCGCAGCUCCGCACGGCCAACGGCACCCAAAGCUCCGCCGCCGUCGUCGUCACCCCACGCGGCCCCACGGCGGACGGCGCCGCCACGGAGCUGGGGAGCCUCGUGACGCAUGGGGGCAACCACAGCCGGCCCCACGGCUCCCCUUAGCGCCAGGGCCUCCCUCUGCCCCCCCCCCCCCCCCCCGGCACGCGGCCGCUUUGCUGCAGAGACGCUGUGGGAUCGGCGCGUGGAGCCGCAGGACUGCUGGCCGCUAUGGGGCGGCCCCACAGCAGGACGUCGCCCGUGGGCUCCCUGCUCUCCUCCCCCCCUUCCCCGCUGGGUUCUGCUGUGGCUGUGAGGUUCUUUUCUUCCACGGCCGCUGCUGAGGGGCUUUUUUCCAUUAAAAAAAAAAGGGAAAA